AUGCCUGUUGAUGUAGCAGGAACAGGUGUACUUGAUGUGUGCGUAGAAAAGUGUUCUAAACAUCCAACAAAGGUUACUGAAUACUUUUGCCGGUCAUGUGACACACUUGGAUGUAGUGCGUGCGUAACUACAAACCAUCACCAAUGCCAAAAUGUUGACCAUAUACCGGACAUUGUUACAGAUCUAGAAAGCAAUGUGGAAUUCAAAGAGUUUGUUGAAUACUUCGAUAAAAAUCUUACGGCGGUAAAACAAAGAAAAGAAAAAAUUAAUUCAAGAAAAACUGAGGUAGAGGAAAUGAAAAAGCAGGCAAAGGCAGAGCUUAAAAAACAGCGUGAUGAGAUAAACAAGUUUUUUGACCAACUGGAGGAUGAAAUGGAAAAUGAGAUAACAGAGAUUGACAAAAAUAAUAAGGAUAGAUUAAAAGCAGCGUCAGAAAGAUGUAAUACCAUAAAUGAUGAACUAAACAAAAUGAAAACUGCUAUCGAGACAAACAGAACAAAUGGAAAAAAUUGUGAACUGUUCGUGAAAAUGAAAAGAUCGAAACCGGAUAUUGAAAAGCUUGACAGUCAGUUUGAAAUACUAUAUGAAGAGAGCAAAGUACAAAGAUAUAAACUAGUGCAAUCCGCACAGACAAAGCAAAUAAUGAAAAACACAACUGAAAUAUGCAGAAUGUUAAAACUUGUUUCAGAGAUUGAUGUAAGCUCUUGCAAAGACAAGAAAAAACCACGUAUUGAAGGGAUGUCAUUGGUACAGAGACAUUACCUUGCUGUAGGAGACGGUACCAAUAAAGCAGUGAAAAUUAUUGAUACUAGAAAUGGCAGAGUAACAUCUGAAAUUAGUUUGGACUGUGAAUAUAUAUGGAGUGUCACAAAUAUCAAGAACGACCAAAUUAUAGUUUCACUGACAUCUCCUGAACCUAAAUACCAGAAUAAUCUUCUCACGCUGACUGUAUCAGCGUCGGGUACGCUAAGUAAAGGUAACGUGAUAACAACUAAAGAAACAGUUUACGAUGUUGCUGCCAUUGCAAAACAACUCUAUGUGUUACAUAACAAUGCAAUCAAAGUACUCGAUAUGCAUGGAAAUGUUACAAAAACAACAAGAUAUGAUUACACUUCCAUUCCUUCUAUAGUUUUAAGUCCUGACAAGAAAAUCAUUUACCUGACAAAGUAUACAAAUAAUAUUGUAACAAGUAUGACCUUGGAUUGCAAGGUCACAGCUACCUACAAUGACAUAGAUCUUAAAUAUCCCUGGGGUAUAACAGUGGACGAUGAGGGUUUUGUCUAUGUAAGAACCGAUGAAGGCAUUCAUCAGUUGACAAAAGACUGUACCAAGGUUCAGAUUAUCUUAGACGACGAGAAUUGCGGAAGUAUAACCUAUUCUGGUGCAGAUAAAAGGUUGUACGUAGUACAAGCUGAGAAAAUAAAAGUGUAUGAACUGAAGUAG
Molecule: messenger RNA, 1443 nt
Organism: Mercenaria mercenaria
Lineage: Eukaryota; Metazoa; Mollusca; Bivalvia; Venerida; Veneridae
Exons: 1
Coding region: 1-1443 (480 amino acids)
Biological process (GO): positive regulation of DNA-templated transcription
Cellular component (GO): nucleoplasm; chromatin
Molecular function (GO): zinc ion binding; ubiquitin-protein transferase activity
Source: RefSeq, a predicted model, not a curated record